Symbiodinium sp. CCMP2456 is the source of this 1569-nucleotide messenger RNA. The record is from the annotation of a GenBank genome assembly. Lineage: Eukaryota; Dinophyceae; Suessiales; Symbiodiniaceae.
AUGCUUGUUGAGAUCGGCUGGCGCAUGCGAUUCGCAGCAUGGUACCUGGUUUUCGGUGCGGCUCAUGAGCUGAGUCACGUCUUUGCUGGGCUGAUGCUGGGCUGCUCGCCGAAGAUGAGCUGCUCCAAUCUCCUUUCCAUACUUCUGUUCCGGCAAGUGCAAGUCAAGACCUCAAGGGUCUGGCAGGAGGUCGCCAUACGACACGCUGGCUGGCUGGCGUCUGUGUUCAUCGCCGUCGCAGCGUGCACCGUCUAUGACAGCACAGUGCGCUGCGCGGCCAUCCUGACAGCAGCUGAGGCUUGCUUGUCAGAUCUUUUUCGAUUGGAGAGGCGCCAGGAGCGUAGGACGGAUCUAGGUCCGCGGGAUGGCUGGUUUUGGUGUGGCAAUUUCGGGUUGAUCCUCCUCAAUGGAGCCUGGGCAGCCACGCCGGAGCCGAUGAAGGACAUCUUGGAGAAGAUGGCUGAGGUGACAAUGGUACGAGGUGCCCAAAGUGGCGGUGUGCUGAGCUAUGUCAUCAACAACAACAUCUUCAGAUCAACUGGGUCCGACCACUGGGAUCUCGUGGGUCUCCGUGCACGGGUGGUGAAUCAAAAGCGCACCUGCCUUUCGGAACUCUUGCGAAGGAAGCUCGAUCGUGCGGAAAGGUGGGCUUGGUUGUGCCGUCAGAAAUUCGUCGGAGCUGGACGCCUCUAUGUCGGCCACACUCGCUUCGCCACUAGCUCGAAGUCCACAUUGGAUGGAGCUCAUCCGCACCAGUGGUCGCCUCCACAGAUGUAUGAGGUCUACACCGGCUUUUCGGAAAACAGGAUUCAGAAGAGCAGGAAAAACAUGGAGAUCUUCGUCACGCACAACGGGGACUUCGACUUCUUCGAGUUCGCAGGUCAGAUGCACGAGCUGGCAGCAGUACAGGCUUGGCUUGAGCGAGUGACGUGGCAUGCGAAGCCGUCCGACGUGGACUCUGCGGCCAUCGCUGGGGUCCUGGAGCUUCUACGCGUGCAGGGAUGCUUCGCGCUGAGUGCCCGCUACGGCUUCCUUUUCGGGCCGUGCUGGUUGGACCUUGACUGCGAGGUGCCGACGCGCAAGUGCUGUGAGCAAGUUGGAGCGAUCAUGGAUGCCGUGUUGCAGAAAUACCUGAAGAAGGGCCUUGAGUUGGACCAGCUGAACAUCAAGCGCCGAUGCCUUUAUGAAGACUGCAGGACGAGUUUGGAGACGUCCGCCCUCAAGCUUCCCUUGAAAGGACGGGAUUUGCAGCAGAUGGUCCGAUGUGCCAUAGAUGCUUUCUUCGACAAUGACCUACUUCAGGCCACCCGACUUUUCAUGGCCCGGGCUCGGGGAUCCUUUGGCCUGUGCAUCACCUGUUCCGUCGAUGCACACCGCCAGAUGAUUCUGGCAGCAGGUGGCCAGUCCAUGUCAGUGGCCUUCUACCCGCGAACGGGGGUAGUGCUCUACGCCUCCGAGCAGGCCGCAGUCAAAGCGGCCGUAGGUGCACCUCUGACUUUAUCAGUCAUUUUUGUGGUCUCGAAUGAGGCCAGACAGAUGCGGUUUGGGAUCGCCAGUUCGAGGGCCUGA